Molecule: messenger RNA, 414 nt
Organism: Trichomonas vaginalis G3
Lineage: Eukaryota; Parabasalia; Trichomonadida; Trichomonadidae
Product: NAC domain family
Exons: 1
Coding region: 1-414 (137 amino acids)
Cellular component (GO): nascent polypeptide-associated complex; cytosol
Source: RefSeq, a predicted model, not a curated record
AUGUCUGGAAAGAACGCCGGUGCAAAGGUUGGUGGCAAAGGUUCAUGGCGCAGGAAAGUAAAGAAAGCCCCAACAGGCUCACAGGAAGCCGACAAGGUUUGGCUCGCUGCUCAGCGCCAGGGCUGCCGCGAUAUCGGUGAGAUUGAUAACGCUACAAUAAUCUUAGCACAGAAUGAUAGCCUUUCUUUCACAAAGCCAGAGCUCGCUAUCGAUAUGCGUGCUAACACUUACGUUCUCCGUGGAAAGCCAGAGAAGAAGCCAGUAUCUGAGAUCCUUCAGGACCUCCUUUCUGGCAUUGACCUCUCUAAGUUUGGCGGUAAGGCUGGUGAAGAAAAGAAGGAAGAACUUGGUGAUGUUGCCAAUGUAGAUUUCUCCAAGCCAGAAGAGGCUCAGCCAGAAGAGAAGAAAGAAUAA